AUGGCAGAUGCCGGAAGCUUUACAACACCUGCUGUUCCAAAAUUCGAUGGAGAUUACGACCACUGGAGUUUGAUCAUGGAGAAUCUUCUCCGUUCCAAGGAGUACUGGUGCAUCAUUCAACCAGGCUUCGAAGAUCUGAGAAGCAUCGAAACUCCUACCCCUGCACAACAAAGGGCACUUGAUGAGGCUAAGCUCAAAGAUCUCAAAGCCAAGAACUACCUGUUCCAGUCAAUCGACAAAACCACGUUGAAGACUAUCACUCAGAAGGAGACAGCUAAACAGCUUUGGGAAUCUAUGAAAAUCAAGCAUCAAGGAAGUGCAAGGGUGAAGCGUGCACAAUUGCAAAGGCUACGAAAGACUUUCGAAACCUUGGAGAUGAAGAGUGGAGAAGGAGUGGCGAGCUACUUUGCAAGAGUCAUGGAGAUAACCAACGAUAUGAGAAACUGUGGAGAAGCCAUUGAUGAUGUGAAGAUCGUUGAGAAGAUUCUCCGCAGUCUCACCGAAAAUUUCAACUUCGUGGUUUGCUCUAUUGAAGAGUCCAAAGACAUUGAUGACCUCACGGUGGAUGAGCUGCAGGCGUCAUUGCAGAUCCAUGAAAGCAAGGUGAUUGAGAAAAGAAGUGAAGAGCAGGUUCUGCAAGUAGAGAACGAGCCAAGGAAUGGCCGUGGGAGAGGAAGGUGGACCCGAGGAGGAAGCAGUUUCAGAGGACGAGGGAGAGGCAGAUCGUUCGUUAACCGAUCAGCCAUCAACUGCUUUCGAUGUGGAAAACAGGGUCACUACCAGUUCGAGUGCACCAGUCUGGAGAAAGGAGUCAACUACGUUGAGUUCGAUGAGGAGGAAGAGUUACUCCUAAUGGCGCACACGGACAUAAGCAAGGCUGAGGGAAAAGGUAUCUGGUUUCUCGACUCAGGAUGCUCAAACCAUAUGACUGGAGAAAAAUCAUGGUUCAUUGAGCUAGAUGAAGGGUUCAAGCAUUCUGUUAGGUUGGGAAACGGAUCGAGGCUCCCAGUUGAAGGGAAGGGAAAAGUCAGAUUUGAGGUUGAAGGGAUAUUACAAGUAGUAAGCGAUGUCUACUAUGUUCCAAAUCUGACCAACAAUCUGUUGAGCGUCGGACAGCUGCAGGAGAAGCAGUUAACGAUCUUAAUCAAGGGCGGAAGAUGUAAGAUCUAUCACCAGCAGAAAGGCUUGAUUCUGGAGACACAAAUGACCAUAAACCGCAUGUUUUUGGUCUAUGCAAUGAAGAGACCAAUCUCAGGGAGCUGUUUCAAGUUAGAAGAAGAGGAUUUGGAGAACCUUUGGCAUAGGAGGUUUGGACAUCUAAACAAUAAGUCCAUACAGCUUAUGCAGAGGAAGCAAAUGGUGAAGGGGCUGCCAAACCUAAAAGAUGAAGUCAAGGUGUGCACAGUCUGCAACAUAGGGAAGCAGCAGCGAGGCAAGUUUCCAAAGAAGAGCAAGUGGAGAGCAAGCGAGAAACUGGAGCUCAUUCACGCAGAUCUAUGUGGACCAAUCACUCCAAUUUCUCAGAGUGGUAAGAGAUACUUGCUCGUUCUCGUUGAUGACUUCUGUCGUAAGACUUGGAUUUAUUUUCUGGUGGAUAAAUCUGAAGCAUUUGAGACUUUCAAAAGUUUCAAAAACUCUGUCGAGAAGGAAGCGAAGACUGUCAUCCGAGGGCUGAGGACAGACAGGGGAGGAGAAUUCACUUCCGACAAGUUCAACAAGUUCUGCAGAGAUCACGGCAUCAAACGACAACUUACCGCAGCGUAUACUCCACAACAAAACGGAGUCGCGGAGAGGAGAAACCGCACGAUCAUGAACAUGGUUCGUUGUCUAUUAUCGGAGAAGGAGAUGCCGAGGUUCUUGUGGCCAGACGCAGCUCGGUGGACUGCUUACGUACUGAAUCGGAGCUUCACCAAAGCAGUCACCGGUAUGGUACCUGAAGAGAGAUGGUCUGGAUUCAAGCCGAGAGUUGAUUAUUUCAGAGUUUUUGGCUCAGUGGCUCAUGUUCACGUUCCGGAGCAGAGACGGAUAAAGCUUGAUGAUCGCAGCCAAAAAUGCAUCUUGCUUGGAGUUAGUGAAGAAUCCAAAGCCUAUCGGUUGUACGAUCCAUCGACGAAGAAAAUAGUCGUAAGCAGAGAUGUCUUUUUCGAAGAAGAUGCUAAGUGGGAGUGGAACACAAGCACGGCAGAGCAAAACACUCUUUCUUGGGGAGACGAUGGAGCCCUUGAUGGAGAAGAGACUGACGAAGAGGAUAAUGGUGAGGAAGAAGCUGAGGAAGCCACAGAAAUCGAAAAUGCAGAGGUAGAUUCUGGCGCUGAAGAGGAAACUACAGAAGCUGUUGUGGGAACAGAACCUGCAAAUGAAGCACAGCCGAGAAGGGAGAGGAGACAGCCUAGUUGGAUGCAGGAUUUUGUGAUUGGAGAAGAAGAAACUGGGAUCAACUUUGCACUUUACAUAUGCAAUGAUGAUCCACUUCACUUCUUUGAAGCUGCGAAAGAAGAAAAAUGGAGAGAAGCUAUGAAGUUGGAGAUUCAGUCCAUCGAACGAAACAAUACGUGGGAGCUUGUACACUUACCACCUCAUGCAAAGAAAAUUGGUGUUAAGUGGGUAUACAAGACAAAGCUAAACGAAGAAGGCAAGGUGGAAAAGUGUAAAGCUCGACUUGUUGCAAAGGGCUACUCGCAGACGGCUGGAGUUGACUAUACUGAAGUAUUCGCACCAGUUGCUAGAUGGGAUACAAUCAGAAGUCUCUUGGCAGUAGCUGCACAACAAGGAUGGUAUGUUUAUCAACUUGAUGUUAAGAGUGCUUUUCUAUAUGGUGAAUUGAAGGAGGAGGUCUAUGUAGAUCAGCCUGAAGGGUUUCUUAAAGUAGGGGAGGAAGACAAGGUCUAUCGUUUGAAGAAGGCUCUUUAUGGGCUUAAGCAGGCACCUAGAGCCUGGUUUAGCAGAAUUGAGAGUUACUUUAAGAAGGAGGGGUUUGAGAAAAGCAGCUACGAUCACACUCUGUUUUUCAAGAAAACAGAAAAGAAGAUUUUGGUGGUGAGUCUCUAUGUUGAUGACUUGAUCUUUACUGGAAAUGAUGAGUCUAUGUGUGCAGAGUUCAAGUCUUCAAUGCAGAGAGAAUUCGAAAUGACAGACAUGGGGAAAAUGAAGUUCUUUCUUGGAGUGGAGGUUCAUCAAAGCAGUGAUGGAAUUCACAUAUCUCAGAAGAAGUAUGCGAAGGAGGUCUUGGAGAGGUUCGAUAUGUGGAAUUGCAACUCUGUCAAAAAUCCAAUCGUUCCAGGCACCAUUGUUUCAAGAGAAGGAAGCAGAGGAGCUAAUGCAACACUCUACAAACAGCUUGUCGGAUGCCUAAUGUAUCUUACGGUGACAAGGCCUGAUCUGAUGUUUGUAGUGUGUUUGAUCGCACGUUUCAUGGCUGACCCCAAAGAAGAGCACAUGAUGAUUGCCAAGAGAGUUCUGAGGUAUUUGAAAGGUACGAUGGGUUUUGGAGUCUUUUAUGGAAAAUCACCAAAGCUGAAUCUGUUGGGAUACACGGAUAGUGACUACGCUCGCGAUAUGGAUGAUAGAAAGAGCACGUCCGGGUACGUCUUCCUGCUGAAUGGUGCUGCAAUCUGUUGGAGCUCACGGAAGCAAGACAUCGUUACUUUGUCUUCCACCGAGGCUGAGUAUGUCGCAGCAACAUCCUCGGCAUGUCACUGUGUUUGGCUGAAGGGAAUAUUGCAGGAGAUAGGUGUUUUGGGGGAUGAGUGUAUUGACAUCAUGUGUGACAAUAGUUCUACGAUCAAGUUGUCGAAGAAUCCAGUCAUGCAUCGGAGAACGAAACACAUUGAUGUCAGGUAUCAUUAUUUGCGCAAUUUGUCUAAUGAAGAAGUCAUGAAGCUUGUUUUCUGUGGAACCAAUGAGCAAGUUGCAGACAUUCUGACCAAGCCUAUCAAGUUGGAUCAGUUUGAGAAGCUUAGAGGUUUACUUGGAGUUCGGCGUUUGGAGGAUUAA
Molecule: messenger RNA, 3993 nt
Organism: Microthlaspi erraticum
Lineage: Eukaryota; Viridiplantae; Streptophyta; Magnoliopsida; Brassicales; Brassicaceae
Source: the annotation of a GenBank genome assembly